Messenger RNA from Plasmodium malariae, 2643 nucleotides. It is a transcript of the gene MRScyt, whose product is annotated as methionine--tRNA ligase, putative. The transcript has a single exon. NCBI's taxonomy places the organism in Eukaryota, Apicomplexa, Aconoidasida, Haemosporida, Plasmodiidae. The coding region runs from base 1 to 2643 and encodes 880 amino acids. Gene Ontology annotation, molecular function: methionine-tRNA ligase activity; ATP binding. Gene Ontology annotation, biological process: methionyl-tRNA aminoacylation. The record is from RefSeq and is a predicted model, not a curated record.
AUGAUAUUGUACCCGCAUAAAUAUUUUUCAAACACAGUAAAAUGCAUGCUUGCUGCGCACAUAUAUAACUUCUGUGUUGAACUGUGUGAUGACUUUUUUUAUACGAGGAGUUUUGAUGUUGAAAAAAGUUUAAUAAUAAAUAAAAAGCCAUUACUUUUAUAUGAGAACAACUUUAUUAGUUCUACAAAAGCAAUAUGUUUUUUAUUCCAUCGAUUACGAAAUGAAAAUAAGAAAAGUGUAGAUGAGAAACUUCGUUUAUAUUUAACAUGGGUCGAAUGGAGUGAACUAUUGGAAAAGAAUAUUGAAGUUUUAAAUAAAAAUAAUAUUAUUGAAAGUUUAGAUGAGUUGGAGCUCUAUUUAACUGAAAAUAAAAAUAAAGAUUUUAUAUGUAGCGGAAAUGGUAGCGACGAUGGGGAAAAUAAGCCAUCCCUUGCGGAUGUUUUUGUAUACACAUCAUUGAAACAUUCAAAUAUUGAAAUAUGCAAAGAAAGCUGGGUGAAUAUUAGUAAUUACAUUGAAAAAUUAAAUAAUUUAACUGAUAUACAAAAAGUUAUAAAAAACGUGGAAAAUAUAUAUAAAUUUAAAAAUAUAUACAAUUUAUUUAUUUCAAAAAUUCAUGAAAAAAAUAUGAAUGCAUAUAUAAAAAAUGAGAAAUUUUAUAUUACAACUGCUAUUAAUUAUGUUAACGGGGAUCCACAUAUUGGUCAUGCAUAUGAAAUAGUUUUAGCUGAUGUUAUUGCAAGAUAUCAUAAAAACAUAGGAAGAGAUACCUUCUUUACAACAGGUGCUGAUGAGCAUGGUAUGAAAAUAGCAAAUCAAGCAGCAAGAAAUAAUAUGACUCCGAAAGAAUUAUGUGAUAUGAAUGUGUUAAAAUUUAUAGAAUUAAAUAAUAUUUUAAAUGUCGAUGUAGAUUAUUAUGUUAGGACAACACGUGAUGAACACAAAAAGAUAGCUCAGGAAAUAUGGAAUAUUUGUGAAAAGAAUGGAGAUAUAUAUUUAGGUGAAUAUGAAGGAUGGUAUAAUGUUAGAGAAGAAACAUAUGUAACAGAAAAUGAAGCAAAAUUAAUGAAUUAUAUGGAUCUAAUGAAUAAUGUAAAAUUAGAAAAAAUGAAAGAACCGUCUUAUUUUUUUAAAAUGUCAAAAUAUCAAGAUAGAUUAAUAGAAUACAUACAUAAUAAUCCUGAUUUUAUUCAACCAGAGCAGAAAAGAAAUGAAAUAUUACAAAGAUUAAAGGAACCAUUAGAAGAUUUAUCCUGUAGUAGAACUAAAUUCACAUGGGGAAUUGCAGUUCCAAGUGAUUCAAAACAUGUUAUGUAUGUAUGGAUGGAUGCAUUACUAAAUUAUUAUUCUAGUUGUUUUAUGAAUGAAGAAAAAGUAAAAUAUUGGCCAGUAGAUGUUCAUAUAAUUGGAAAAGAUAUUGCAUGGUUUCAUACUGUAAUUUUCCCAACUAUAUUAAUGUCAGCUAAUAUUGAAUUAUCAAAAAGGGUAUUUUCUCAUGGGUUUGUAUUAGCUGCAGAUGGAAAGAAAAUGUCCAAAUCAUUAGGAAAUGUAAUUAAUCCUGUGGAAAUUAUAGAUACUUAUGGUUCGGAUGCAUUUCGUUUUCAUGUAAUAAAAGAAUCUAAGAGAGGUUUCGAUCUACGAUUUGAUAUCGACAAUUUAAUUGAUAUGUGUAAUUCUGAUUUAGCAGAUACUAUUGGCAAUUUAGUUCAAAGGACAUUAUCCUUAUGUCAGUUAUCAAACGAUUCAAAAAUCCCUCCAUUAUUCAAAGAAUAUAAUAUUGAUUUACCCUUUAGCCUAUUAUAUUUUAUUAACAGAGUAGAAUAUUAUAUGAAAUCUUUUUGUGUUCAGAAAUGUUGUGAGAAAACAGUUAAUGUGUGCAAAGAUUUGAACAAAUAUCUCACGGAUUUAGCUCCAUGGAAAUACAAAGAUGAAGAUAAAAAUAAAAAGUUACAUAUUAUAAGAAUAAUGUUAGAAUCUAUUUAUUUUAUUGCACAUUAUUUAGAUAUUAUAGUACCAUCAAUUUCUUCACAAAUAUUUAAAAAAUUAAAUGCACCCAAAAAAUGUAUUGUUGAUUUGAAUCCAUGGUUAAAUAAUUUACAAGAAGGGGUUCUCAUAAAUAAUGAUCAUAUUUUAUUUAAAAAAUUUGAAGUGGAAAGUGCAAAAAUAAAAAUUCAGAAGGUUAUUAUGAGAGUUUGUAAAAUUACUAAUAUUAUAAAAAAUGAAGAAUUACUGAAAGCAACCGUAUGUGAGAUAGAAGUGGAUCAUGAAAAAUAUCCCGCUGUUUUGUAUCAACCCUACCAACCAAAUUUUGUUAAUACCUUAACCGUUGCAGUACUUAAUAUUAAACCAAUUACCAUAAAUAAUGUUACUGUUAGUGCUAUUAUUCCGCAUGUUCAUAAUGAACUUUUCUCGUUUUCUCCCCAGGAAAAUAUUCCUACUGGUACACUAGUAAAUGCCAAAAAUUAUAAGACACUUGUAAAGCAAAGGGACAAUUUAACUAAGAAAGAAGUAAACUCCUUAGAAUUAUCUAUUAUUAAUAGUAAUUGUUUUUUUGAGAAAACAAUACCAAUGGUUUUUGCAUCACCUGAUGGUAAGCCCUUUUAUCACGCCACACAGAAGAACGGGCCGCUAAAAUUUUUUUAA